Phlebotomus argentipes is the source of this 2440-nucleotide messenger RNA. Its product is annotated as ATP synthase subunit beta, mitochondrial-like. The transcript is spliced from 3 exons. Bases 277 to 2313 code for a protein of 678 amino acids. Gene Ontology annotation, molecular function: proton-transporting ATP synthase activity, rotational mechanism; ATP binding; ATP hydrolysis activity. The record is from RefSeq and is a predicted model, not a curated record. Lineage: Eukaryota; Metazoa; Arthropoda; Insecta; Diptera; Psychodidae. Gene Ontology annotation, biological process: proton transmembrane transport; proton motive force-driven mitochondrial ATP synthesis.
ACGGGGAAGGAGACUAUUGAGGACCUGCAGAAGCCUGCUGAACCGGUAGAUUUGAUAGAAGUUCAGGAAAACCCUGAAGACAGGCAAGAUAUCCGCUUGAAGAUCAAGAAACUCAUUCCUUUGGGGCACAUUGUCACUGGAAAUAACGAGAUAGUUGAUUCCAAAUCUCAAGAUUUCUCUCUCAAAUCAAGUCUCGAAGGGAAAUCUAAUGAAUCUUUUGGGAUCAAGAGUUCUUCAGCCAAGAAAAGAUGCGCUGGAUUCAAUGUCGAUUCCUCCAUGUACCAAAUAAUCCUGAACGGGUCUGAUCCUUGUGGGAAUUGGAAUGGGAAAUUGCCUCCAGUUCUCGAAAAGGAUCCCGCGAAGGAACAUAUAUUAGACCAAGAUGAAGCUUUGACAACUGAAAAGAAUGUCAUUUCGCCUGAUAUGAAGCCUUCGAAACCGUUCAAGAACUGCUCAGAAACCGAUUCAAAGAGUCCUUGCUAUAGACACAACAUUGAUCCCGUGAUGUUUGCCUUUGCGCCACUCGAUCCUGAUCCUUGUGUCGCCCACACCACGAAGCCUGAAGAUGUGGGGAUCUCUGAAAAGAAGGAGAGACAAGAUGAUCCUUGUAGGGAAUAUCGUGCUGGUGCAACCUCAAGCAUUCCUGGGCCAAAUAUCUUGAUAUCCAAACCUUGUGGGAAAAGGAAGAAGAGUGAAGAAGCCGCGAAGAAAGACAAGAAAUUACCUGAAAUAAAUCCUUUUGUUUCUCUUCUCUUGCGCUUUGGCGGCUGCAAAGAUGAAGAUGUGGGCGAUGCGAAGCCUGCCAAAACGCCCGUGACUUCAGUCAAUACGGAGACGAUGAAGGACAUUGUCAGCAAGACCGUGGAAAAGGUGCGCGGAAAGGAUUCGAACCAAACGAAGCAGGGAAAGAUAAUUGCAGUUAUUGGAGCUGUGGUUGAUGUGAGCUUCACUGAGGAUGACUUGGAUUUGCCGAGCAUCUACACAGCGCUCACGGUUGCGCGCCAAGAUCGCCCGCCGCUGAUCCUCGAAGUGGCUCAGCACUUGGGCAACAGAGUCGUUCGCACAAUCGCCAUGGACGGAACUGAUGGUUUGGUGCGCGGACAGGGAGUUUGCAACACACUGAACCCCAUCUCGGUGCCGGUGGGAACGGGAGUUCUCGGGAGGAUCAUGAAUGUUAUAGGCGAUCCUAUCGAUGAUCGCGGCCCCAUCAAGUGCACAGACACUCGCCCCAUUCACACGGAUCCUCCGGAGUUUGUGGAGCUAAAUGUGCAGCAGGAGAUCCUCGUGACGGGCAUAAAAGUCGUGGAUCUUCUGGCGCCGUACACGAAAGGUGGCAAGAUUGGCCUCUUUGGCGGCGCUGGCGUGGGAAAGACUGUUCUGAUAAUGGAGCUGAUCAACAAUGUGGCCAAAUCUCAUGGUGGAUACUCAGUGUUCGCGGGCGUUGGCGAGAGGACACGCGAGGGAAAUGAUUUGUACCACGAGAUGAUUGAAGGAGGCGUGAUUUCACUGAAGGACAACUCUUCCAAGGUGGCUCUGGUGUAUGGACAGAUGAAUGAACCUCCGGGAGCCAGAGCUCGUGUCGCUCUCACUGGUCUCACGAUUGCUGAGUACUUUCGUGAUCAUGAGGGACAAGAUGUGCUGUUCUUCAUCGAUAACAUCUUCAGAUUCACCCAAGCUGGAUCGGAGAUGUCGACACUGUUGGGCAGAAUUCCCUCAGCUGUGGGCUAUCAGCCGACUCUGGCCACGGACAUGGGGAAUUUGCAGGAAAGAAUCACCAGCACCAAUCGAGGCUCCAUCACAUCUGUCCAGGCAGUGUAUGUGCCAGCCGAUGAUCUCACAGAUCCAGCGCCAGCCACAACUUUUGCCCAUCUCGACGCCACGACUGUUCUCUCGCGCGCCAUCGCCGAACUGGGCAUUUAUCCAUCUGUCGAUCCCUUGGACUCCACGUCGCGCCUCAUGGAUCCCAAUGCCAUCAGUGAGGAUCACUACAACACUGCGCGUGGCGUGCAGAAGAUCCUGCAGAACUACAAAUCGUUGCAAGACGUGAUCGCUAUUCUGGGGAUGGAUGAGCUAUCGGAGGAGGAUAAGCUGAUUGUGGGCCGAGCCAGGAAGAUACAGCGAUUCCUCUCGCAGCCCUUCCAGGUUGCCGAAGUCUUCACGGGAAUGCCGGGCAAGAUUGUGGCGCUGGAGCAGACAAUUGAUGGAUUCCAGAGGAUCCUCAGUGGCGACAUGGAUCACAUUCCGGAGAUUGCUUUCUACAUGGUGGGCGGAAUUAAUGAUGUGAUGGAGAAGGUAAAGAAGCUCACAGAGUGAUGCGAUAGAUGUUGAAGUUCCCUUCGUACACUCCAGUUAUGAUCCAUUCACUGGAAGUUGAUUUUCUUUAGUUAGUGUUUCUCUCCAGUUUGUGUUGUGAAAUAAAUUAUCACCUGUUGUUGCUGAU